AUGCCGCCAUCGUCGUCAUUCCACUGCCUAGGCCUGAUGCAGCUAGCCAGACUAUCGAUUGACUUCAGCCACGAGACUGCCCCAGCUUGGCGGCCACAGCUGGCAUGUCUCUGUGGCCUGGUGGCCAUGGGGGACGGACGAGCUGCCCAAGUGUUGCGAGAUGCACAGUGGAACACCGACGUCCGCCGUGCCGUCGCCGUCUCCAGCGUCAGCGUCACGCAACACGCCGUUUUGAAAGCGCCGGCAUCACGCCCUCCUUCCACAGCAUCUCCUAUACCUGUCAAUUAUCCUCGCCGCCCGCACCAUCUCCUAGACCGGAGAGCUGGCCGCCGCACGCGCUGCCAGGAAGACCGCGUCGGUCGCAAAUUUGCUUCGUCACUUGCCCCCCCUACACGGCACGCCCUGUCUCGAAGAAUUCGGGACUUCCCCGCCCCGAGGCCCGCCCCGGGCUGCCGCGCUCCGGCUCGCUGCCGUGGUCCGUGGUCAGAGCGACCAGGCCAGAGAGAAUCAAAGCCUCGACAAGGGUUCACGCGGGCGCAAAUCACUGGCUUUGUGAACAACGGCGCCUGGCCGCGAGUUGGCCUGCGCGGCAGAAGCGAGUCCAGGUCCCCGAGCGCCAUGUCACAGCAGAAAAGCCUCCAGCACCAGGCGGCAUGCAAGCUCCCGGGACGCGAGGGCCAAAAAACGCAUUCCCCGCGCAGAUACACAACCGCAGCAGCAGCAGCAGCAGCAGCAAAGUCGAGGCCGGCGCUCAAGCAAGACAUGGAGGGGUACGAAUAUGAAGGCAGCAGCGUCGGCGUGGGCCGGCGCCGGCGAGAUGGACAGCAGCAGCGGCUGGCCGUCCUUUACGAAGCCUCCGACUGCUACCGGCUGCUUGCCGACAUGCUGCGCCUGGAGCCUCACCGGCUGAUGGCUUUCCGCGGUGACGGCGACUACGGCCACGGGCAGCUGGAAUAUCUGAUGCUAAGCUUCAACAUCUGGGCGGCGUACACGGGCGCCCUGGCGCGGCCAGGCGUGCUGUCCAUGUCCGAUCGCCUGGACGGCAGCCCCGGCCAGGAGAGGGCCAUGGUCACCGCCCUCCAGAUGUUCCUGCGAGGUGUUGAACGCUUCAUGUGCCUCCAGGAAGACCGUCAACCGCCCCGAGCGACGCGAGACGUCAAGCUGGCCCUUCAGGGCCUUCACUCCAUGGCUGACGUGCCCAUCCGGGAUUGCCUCAAGUUUGACCGCGAUCCCUGUGCCGACAUACGCUGUGAAGAAGACUACGAGGCUCUGCUCGAACCGCACAUUGCGCGCGUCAUCAUGAACACGUUCCCCCGUGCGCAGUCCACCCUCUGCCAUAGAAUCGCCGAGUCCAUCGUGCUGAAUCGGAAACGCGCCUUGGAGAGCUCCCCAGCGGCGAGGGAAAUCGCCAUGCCGCCGCUGACGGAGAUUGGUGAGAAGCUCUCCAGGCUGCGCCUUUCGCUGGAACCCAACAAUGCGCCGUGGCCGUUUUGCGCGCAGAAGAUGAGGAAGCUGGAAAUGAAGGAUUUCCAGGGCCUGUGGCACGGAUACGUGGAGAGCCACAUCCAGCCCUGGGUGUGCCUGUCGGAAUAUUGCCCCCCGACGUGCAGCUUCCCCGACCCAAUAUCCUGGAUGAACCACAUGGUGUCGGCGCACUCGGCGUACUGGCCGAGCGAGAUCCACAUGCGCGCGUGGUGGUGCGACACGAACCACGGCAUCCUCAACUUUUACGACGAGGAGAGCUUCAGGGAGCACCUCGAGGACCCCGAGCUGCACCCUCGCCGGGAGCCGCUGCGCGAGGAUCAGCUGGCCGUCCUGCUGGCGAGGCAGCGAGGCGCUUCGCAGCGGUACGAUCCCUACACGUGCCCUCUGUGCGAGGACGUGCCGCGCAUCGUCGACAAUAACCGCUCGUGCUGGACGGAGGAGCGCCUGCAGCAGCAGCUGUACUGGCACAUCGAGGGCCACCUGAUGGAUCUGGCCGUCCUGUCGUUCCCAGUGCUUGGCGGGCACGUCGGCGGCCGGCAGUGGGAGCCUGCCGGCCUGGAUGCGGACUUUAUCGACCAGUACCAGCGGCAGCAUCUGGGCUGA
This is a messenger RNA of Ustilaginoidea virens, 2088 nucleotides long. RefSeq lists its product as uncharacterized. The record is from RefSeq and is a predicted model, not a curated record. Bases 1 to 2088 code for a protein of 695 amino acids. Lineage: Eukaryota; Fungi; Ascomycota; Sordariomycetes; Hypocreales; Clavicipitaceae. The transcript has 6 exons.